AUGGCUUUAGUCUUUAGAACAGCAAUGCAAUCGGUUGGGCUUUUAUCAUCUCUGUUGGGAUGGGUUUUAUCCUGCCUUACAAACUACCUGCCACACUGGAAGAACCUCAACCUGGACUUAAAUGAAAUGGAAAACUGGACCAUGGGCCUGUGGAAAACCUGCGUCAUCCAGGAAGAGGUGGGGAGGCAAUGCAAGGACUUCGAUUCCUUCCUGGCUUUGCCGACUGAGCUCAGGGUCUCUCGGAUUUUAAUGUUCCUGUCAAAUGGGCUGGGGUUUCUAGGCCUGCUGGUCUCCGGGCUGAGCCUGGACUGUUUGAGAACUGGACAGAGACUGCAAGAUCUCAAGAGGCAACUGCUAAUCCUGGGAGGAAUCCUGCUCUGGACCUCGGGAAUCGUGGCCCUCAUUCCAGUCUCUUGGGUUGCUCACAUCACAGUGCAGGAGUUCUGGGAUGAGACCAUCCCAGAGAUUGUCCCCAGGUGGGAGUUUGGGGAAGCCCUCUUUCUUGGCUGGUUUUCUGGGAUUUCUCUUCUGCUGGGAGGGAGUGUGCUUCACUGUGCAGCCUGCUCAGCCUCAGCUCCUGGAGCUCUGGGCCACUAUGCAGUGGCAGAAAUACACGAUCACUGCCAACACCUGGAAAUGAAACACACCAACCUGGAACACUAAGCCAGUGGGAUCAGCAGAGUCCGCCCUUCAGGAGAAGCUUGCUCAGCAAUGGAUUUGGUAGGAGCUUCCGCUACAUAGUCAUUCACUGUGCUUUCAAUUUUCUCAAAUAUCUUUUGUUUUUCUUGUGGCUGUUAGGUCCUUAAAAAAAAAAGUUUCUUUCUAAGCCUGGUAAAUGACUUUUAUUUUCUACCUGGAGACCAAAACCAAUUAAGAGCUAACAGUAAUCACAUUCAUUACUGUACAUGGCUGGUUUUUUAUUUUUUUAUUUUUUUUUCAUUUUAAAAUAGACA
This is a messenger RNA of Cavia porcellus (domestic guinea pig), 953 nucleotides long. Its product is annotated as claudin-22-like. Lineage: Eukaryota; Metazoa; Chordata; Mammalia; Rodentia; Caviidae. Gene Ontology annotation, molecular function: structural molecule activity. The record is from RefSeq and is a predicted model, not a curated record. Gene Ontology annotation, biological process: cell adhesion; bicellular tight junction assembly. Bases 1 to 663 code for a protein of 220 amino acids. The transcript has a single exon. Gene Ontology annotation, cellular component: plasma membrane; bicellular tight junction.